Messenger RNA from Oncorhynchus mykiss (rainbow trout), 7780 nucleotides. The record is from RefSeq and is a predicted model, not a curated record. Lineage: Eukaryota; Metazoa; Chordata; Actinopteri; Salmoniformes; Salmonidae.
AGAACAUGGAGCGAGAUGGAUUUUUGGCUAAUUUUCUCACUGAUUGAACGUUUUAUCUUAAUACAGUUUUCUGUUCCAAAAACUAAAAUAUGUUACGAAUAGAGUGAACUAAGUUUAGUCAAAUUUACCCUUUGCAAAAGUAGUAAAAAAAUGCGUUGUUUAUAAGUAGUACAACGGCGAAUUGAGUUAUUGCACACGCGCAUUUCAGAGUAGGCGUUUCUUAACGAAAAUAUGCAAAUUAUAGCUAGAACGCGCCAAUAGGAUCGCUCUUUGUUAGACCAAUCGAAAGAGAAAGGGGCGGGAUAAAUCUAUACGACGCUAUUUGCUGCUGGGGAAACUGAGUUUUGGGGUUGUGCAGUAUUUUUGCCGGGCGGAAACUCCCGCCAUUUUUUCCAACCCAGUAAUUCAUCUCGUGCAUAUUUCAAUUAAGUUAUUACAACCCUUUACUAUCAUUGUAACAACUUAAACUUUCAUGGACGGAAACUGCGAGUCAAAAAAAAAAAUCGCUCAGUGAGAAGAGGCCUAGUCUUUGAGACUGGAGUGGAGAGCGCGCCAGACCCCCUGACGAGAAUCUCCGCUGUUGCCGCGAGUUGGAGAAUUCUGUCAGCUCGCCUCUCCAUCCUCCUUUGGGACAAGCUAGCAGAAGUUUCUCCGGAUAGCCUACCCGAAGAGUCCAUUAUCAUUGCACAUUUUUAAACAGCUGUUUUUGUCAAGUUUGUGUUGAUUAACAAUGUCACAACUACCGGCGAACAGAACAAGGAUGCGAUUUGACUGCUAGCAAGAAGUGCUGUGUUAUUGUUUGCGAGGAUUUAGCCGACUUGCUAGGUUAGCUAGCUAGAUGCUACACGUUGAAUGCUCCUGGAAUAUUUUUGGAUACUUGACUACAUGCUAAGGCCAUAUUGUCAUAUUUUGCGUAGUUUUGUGGUAGGAGUUUUAUUUUUUAAGACGUCAUCGCUGCCGUUUCGUAUUCAGGAUGGCACCACUGCUGGGCCGGAAACCCUACCCGCUGGUUAAGCCGCUAGCCGAGCCGCCAGGCCCAGAGGAGGAGGAGGUCUACAUUAUCGAACACACCAAGGAGGCCUUCAGGAACAAAGACGAGUAUGAGGCGCGCCUGCAGAGAUACGCAGAACGCAUCUGGACAUGCAAGAGCACCGGCAGCAACCAGCUCACACACAAGGAGGCCUGGGAGGAGGAGCAUGAAGUCACUGAACUGCUUCAGGAGGAAUACCCACUAUGGUUUGAGAAGCCCGUCCUGGAGAUGGUCCACCACAACACGGUCUCCCUGGACAAGCUGGUGGACCAGGCCUGGGUGGAGAUCCUCACCAAGUACGCCAUAGAUGAGGAGUGUGACUUUCUGGUGGGGAAGGAAAAGAGUUUGCGGGUUAAGGUUGUGAAGAUACACCCGCUUGAGGGGAACGCUGAGGGGGAGACCUCAGAGAAGAAGCUAGAGGGAGCCUGCGACUCUCCUUCCAGCGACAAGGAGAAUGCAAGCCAGGAGAACCAGAAGAAGGAACAACAGCUGCCCAGAGAGGAGGAGAGCCCCAGGGAGACUAGGGAAAGCAAGAGAGAGAGCCUCAGUGACCGAGCACGGCGCUCCCCCAGGAAAACUCCCACCGCUAUGAAGGAGGAGAAGAAGAGAUGGGUGAUGCCAAAGUUCCUGCCACACAAGUAUGACGUGAAGCUGAUCAGUGAGGACAAGGUCAUCAGUGAUGUCCCAGUGGACAGCCUCUUCCGGACUGAGCGCCCACCGACCAAGGAGAUCAUGCGCUACUUCAUCCGCCACUAUGCACUCCGGCUUGGGAUGGGAGAGACGGCCCCCUGGGUGGUGGAGGAUGAACUGGUGAAGAAGUUCAACUUGCCCAGCAAAUUCAGCGACUUCCUCCUGGAUCCACACAAGUUUUUCACAGAGAAUCCAGUCUCAGCCAAGCGCAAGAGCCUGAGCUCAGAGGGCAAACCCAGUAAGAAGCUGAAGACCUCGAACAACCCGGGAGGAGGGAAUUCGGGGAACGAGAAGAAAAAUGAUUCUCUCGGCAUGCCCCUGAGCCCUACAAUCUGGGGCCACAUGCAGAUGAAAAUGAAUGGCUCGCCUCUAAAGGUAAAGAACUCCGGAACCCCCAAGAAAAGAGAGGGUGGGGCUUCUGUACUCUCCUCCCCCAAAUCCAGCAAAAAACCUGGAGACAAGAAAUCUGCUACUGGCAAAAAGACCCCCGGCAAGAGCGGCCAGAAGGCAUCAUUCAAAAAGGAUGAAAAGGGUGGAGGUGCCAAGAAGCCCAAGAUGAAGCAAAUGACUCUGUUGGACUUGGCCAAGAGCCCUCAUUCCGCUGGAAGCCCCAAGAAGAGAGCCCGGAGCACCGGCCCAGGGACCCCCAAGCUUGGCAAGUCCCUGCACCCCAUGGCCCUGCAUCUGCUGCGCUACUACAAGGAGCACAAGGGCAAGGAGGACAAGAGGAACGCCAUGUCCUGUCUCAUAUCCAAGGCGGCCAAGGCCCUCUCGCCUGAGGACCGGGGCCGGCUUCCUGAGGAGCUCUGCGAUCUUGUCCUGAAGCGUUGGGAGUUGCUGGAGCACAAGAAGAAAUGGGCGGCCAUGAGCGAGGAGGAGAAGCGGGACGUGAUGAGGAAGAGGCGUGAGGAGAUCAAGGAGAAGCUCCGGGAGAAGACUAAGGAGCGGCGGGAGAAGGAGCUGCAGGUGCGCCGUGAGCAGCAGCGCCGCUAUGAGGACCUGGAGAUCGAGGGCGGCAAGGCACUACCUGUCUUCAAGCUGGUCGACAUGCCAGAGGGCCUGCCCAAUUCCCUGUUCGGAGAUGUGGCCAUGGUGGCGGACUUCCUCAACUGCUAUGCGGGCCUGCUAAUGCCCGAUGACCAGUACCCGGUGACGGCAGUGGCCCUGAUGGAGGCUCUGGCCGGGGAGAAGGCAGGUUUCCUCUACCUGAACCGUGUGCUGGUGGUGCUGCUGCAGACCCUGCUGCAGGACGAGCUGGCCGAGGGCUACAGCGAGCUGGACAUGCCUCUAUCGGAGAUCCCCCUCACCCUCCACUCUGUCUCUGAGCUGGUGCGCCUGUGCCUGCGGCCGUGUGAUGCCCACGGCGAUGACUCGGGCUCCGGGGGGGAUGAUUGGGGCCCCCUAGGGGGCUUCGACCAGGUGGUAAGCAGUGAGUUCCUUGAGCGGCUGGAGGCGGUGGAGGUGUUCGAGUUGACGUCAACGGAGAAGGCCAGCCUGCUGGUGGCACUGUCUCACCGCAUCCUCAUGACCUACUCGGUGGAGGACCACGUGGACUCCAUGCAGCAGCGCUCGGCCGAGCUGUGGAAGGAUAGGCUGGCCUCGCUCAAGGAGGUCAACGACCGCAAGCGGGCUGAGAAGCAACGGCGCAAGGAACAAGCUGAUGUCAAAGGCGAAGAGGCUGCCAGUGGCGACACGCCGUCAGCCACCAUCAAGGUGGAGAAGAAGAAAGAGGGUAGCACCAAGAAAGAGGUGAAGGUGAAAGCAGAGCCGGUGGCCGCGGAGCCGGAAGACAUGAUCAGUACGGUUAAGAGUAGGAGGCUGAUGUCCAUCCAGGCCAAGAAGGAAAAGGAGGAGCAUGACAGACAGAACAAAGAGCGUAUGGAGAAAGAGGCGGAGGAGGAGCGUGUCCGCAAGCAGAAGGCUGCAGCGGAGAGGGCCUUCCAGGACGGCAUCGCCAAAGCCAAACUGGUGCUGAGGAGAAUCCCACUGGGAACUGAUCGAAACCAUAACAGGUACUGGCUGUUUUCUGAUGUUGUGCCUGGCCUGUACAUAGAGAAGGGCUGGGUGCACGACAGCAUUGACUACAGUUACACCCUCCCCCUGGAAGAGGCUACAGCCGAGCCUGAGGACGAGGAGGCUACCAAAGAGGAGACUAAUGAUGUUGAGGAGGACGGUGGCAGUCUAGAUGGUGCUCUGAGCGAGGGAGCCCACCAGGGGGUGCUAGCCGCCGUCUGCAUCGAGACCACCACUCCCAACCAGGGACAGAACCUCUGGUUUGUGUGUGAUGCUCCACGGGAACUCGAUGACCUGGUGGAGAGCCUCCACACGCAGGGUGUGAGAGAGAGUGAGCUGAAGACCAAGCUGCAAGUCAGGUACCAGGAUAUCCUCCACUCUAUCAACCUGGCCCGCAAGGGGAACCCGGGGCUGAGGAGCUGCGACGGCCACCAGGAGCUGCUUAAGUACCUGCGCAGCGAUGUCAUCGAGGUGGCCUCGCGCCUCCAGAAAGGCGGCCUGGGUUACAUGGACGACAGCAUGGAUGAGUUUGAGAGAAAGGUGCGUGACCUGGAGAACCUAAAGGACUUUGGGGAGUGCGUCAUCACCCUCCAGGCCUGCGUCAUCAAGAAGUUCCUGCAGGGCUUCAUGGCCCCCAAGCAGCAGAAGAAGAAAAAGCAGGAAGGGGAGGAGAGCAGGAAAACUGAGGAGGUGGAUGAGGAGAAGAAACUGGCGGAGGAGGCAAGGGUGGCGACGGCAGUAGAGAAAUGGAAGACGGCGAUCCGCGAGGCCCAGACCUUUUCCCGGAUGCACGUGCUGCUGGGCAUGCUGGACGCCUGCAUCAAGUGGGACAUGUCGGCAGAGAACGCACGCUGCAAGGUGUGCCGCAGGAAAGGUGAGGAUGACAAGCUCAUCCUGUGUGACGAGUGCAACAAGGCCUUCCACCUGUUCUGUCUGCGCCCCGCCCUCUACCGCAUCCCCCAGGGGGAGUGGCUGUGUCCCGCCUGCCAGCCCGCUGUGCAAAGACGCUGCUCCCGCGGAAGAAACUACAAUGAGGACACUGAGGAAGAGGAAGAUUCUGAGGGCGAAGAGGAGUCUGAAUCCGAGGACUCUGAUGAAGAGGAUAAGGAGGAUAAUGAUUACAAGGCCGUGGGCCACAGCUUGAGAUCAAGGAAGAAGACAAAGAACUCUAAAGCAUUGAAGGCGCCCAGUAAGGCGUCUAAGAAGCACUCUCCCCCCAGUAAACCCAGCAAACAGAGGGCCGCCCCUAGCAGUCCUGCAGACAUCGACGAGCUGGUGCGUCAGAGCUCAAAGACAGGUGUGCGUCGGCAGGCCCUGGAGCUGGAGAGGAGCGAGGAGAUCCUGCAGAAACUGGUCAAAUUCCGCUACAGCUGGCCGUUCAGAGAGCCGGUGUCAGUAGAGGAGGCGGAGGACUACUUUGACAUCAUCUCCAGCCCCAUGGACUUCCAGACCAUGCAGGCCAAGUUCAGCGAGGGCCAGUACCGCCACGCCCAGGACUUCCUGGAGGACGUCAAGUUGGUGUUCUCCAACGCCGAGGAGUACAACCAGACGGGCAGCUCGGUGCUCUCCUGCAUGGCCAAGACGGAGCAGAGCUUCACCCAGCUGCUCCACAAGCUGCUACCUGGCCUCUGCUACCUGCGCCGGCGCCAGAGGAAGAGGGUUAGUCGGACCCCUCAGGACGAGGAGGAAGAGGAGACGCCCAAGGUUCGGAAGAUGCAGAAUGGGAAAGGCAAGGUGGGUCGGCCCAGGAAAGUAGUGGUGGAGCAGAGGAGAAAGGAAGAGGAGGAGAGCGAGGAAGAGGGCAGCGUGAAGAGGAAGAGCAAGCGGGCGGCGGCCACGUCCAGCCGGAGAGACUACCGAGAGCAAGGGAGUGAUGGCGAGGAGGGCGGCAACCGGAGAACUCGACAGCGGGGGGGCGAUGGUGGGGAUAGUGACGAGGAGAACGGGGCCAGCCACCGACAUUCCAAGCGGCAAAAACGUUCAUAAUGAAGUCCAGGGUGCUUCUUGUGUUUGUCUUUUCAAAUUUCUGCCCCUAAAAUGAAAACAGAACACCCCUCCCAAUUCUGAGGAAAUGGGACUCAACUUCUCAGAUGGAGUUUUUUGUGUUUUUGGUUUUAUGUUAAUAUUUUUGAGUAAAAAAAGAAACUGAUUUAUAUUUGUAAUGCGAUUUAAUAUUUGGUGACUUUUUUUCAAACAGACAUUUACAUCUAAGACGAGAGGAUUUGUCAGAGCUCUUUGAGAAUUUUAAUUUAUCCCCCUCACACCUUACAUUCUGGUCAUCCUCCCAGGUUUAAAGUUGUAAUUUAGCUUCUGUGCGGCUUGGGCUGUGAGGGAUGGGCUGUUAACCGUUGUCCAGGAAAUAACUCAUUUAUGUCGAUGUACAGUCCUCAUUCUCUGGUUUUGCUUUUUGACGGGACUAAACACUGGCCUUUGGGCAACCCAGCCGUGCGAAGGCACCAAAGCCCUUGGUGUGUGUGUCUGAAUUAUUCCUUCAGGCUACGCACCAACGGCCUAGCCAUCAUUCUGCCUAAACAUUUGAUCCAUACAGAUAAUCCAGGUUUUUACGUAUGCAAUUCAGUUUCCUGUGUUGACAAUGAAAAGACCUAUUGUAAAAUCAACGGUACAUUUUAACCCCCUCUUUCUCCAGAGGACUCUGUUCUUGUUGCAGUGUCUCAUUCCUGGUCCACCGCGUUGCCUGACCUUUCACCUCCAGAAUGUCCUCAAAUUCAGUAGAUAAUUCCCCUUAAACUCCGCCCUGUAGUUCUCUCCCUGUAAAAUUAGGGCUGCCUUUUGUGGUAGGGCUCUACUGUUUCAUUGACAUUAUAGGCAUUUAUUAUUUUAAACCACAAAUCUAAGCAUAGCCAUGGUCUAAAUGCAUGGAAAUGUGUUUUGUUAACUUGAAAAUGGGAUUUUCAUGAUUUGUUUUGUUGCACAUUUUGGCCGAAUUGAUUCAAAGGAAGUGUAUGAAAUACUUGCGAGCGAUAACCACUUCCUUCCUCAAAGAUUUGUCAGCGGUCAUCUUUAUGCCGUGUCAUCAAUACAAGGUCUGGUUAGGUUCUAGUCCGAUGUUGGCGAUCUGUGUGUGGAGGAGGGUUCGUGGACCAUGAGCCGGAUUGUUCGGUUCAAAUCCUUCAGGUUAUUACCGUUGCUUCAAACUCCUUAUUGUGUAUGUUUCCAUUCAUUAGCACCAGGUGGUGCUAUACUCCUGCACUUUUAACCAGCAUAGUGCAAGUCAUGGUCCCUUGAGAACCUCUUGUCUUGUUCAUAUCCUUUCCUUCAACAACCUCAUGCACAUUCUACUGUGGAGUAGGUGUUAAAAAAAAUCUUCUCCCUCGCUAGUGUGUGUACCCUGUACCAUAAUCGAACCUUGGAGAGCGCUAUGGUCCUUGGAGUAAUUCUCAGAUGGGGUGUUGGGGUAUCUAUUUACAGAACACCGGUUAGGUAGUCAUACAAUGCAGAUGUCUUGACUAUGGCCUGUCCUGUAUGUGCAGUUCUAUGCAGUAUGUUAGUGCUUUUCUAACACUACUGUCAUUGAAUCGUCAAGCCUAUGAUCUGAUUUUUAAUUUGGUACUUAUCAUUUGGCCAGUUUUAAAAAGCUCUUUUUUUUUUUGUACUAUUUGAAUUCUGUGUCUGAAAUGAUUGAAAUGUAAUUUUUGGCUGUUCAAUUACAUUGAAUAUUUAGAUGGAAGUGCAGAUCUAAAGAAUUGCAAAAGUGACAGCCCUCCUCAGUAAAAUUCCUGUAGUAAAUACUUUCUUUUUUUUCCGGAGGAACUAAAGUAUUUUACACGUAAAAAAUAAAUAAUUAUCAUCGCAACUGGGGUCGGGAUUGGUUGGACAGGUGUGGGGCUCACAUGUAAAGAAUCCCCCCCCCCAGGAUAUGGGUUUGAAGUUUAGAUCUCCCCUUUGUUUUGAGGUUAAUAGUAUUCCCCCAGCCAUCACUGCCAAUGGUAAACCUGAUAGAGAAUUGCCAGUGGGGAGGAGUUAGCCAUGGGACCGCAGGCUGACGUAUGUUUUCUUUACUUUUUAAUAAAACAUCAUACAAUGGUA